This is a messenger RNA of Protobothrops mucrosquamatus (brown spotted pit viper), 5119 nucleotides long. It is a transcript of the gene ATP7A, whose product is annotated as ATPase copper transporting alpha. Gene Ontology annotation, molecular function: ATPase-coupled monoatomic cation transmembrane transporter activity; ATP hydrolysis activity; copper ion binding. Gene Ontology annotation, cellular component: membrane. The record is from RefSeq and is a predicted model, not a curated record. Gene Ontology annotation, biological process: monoatomic cation transport. Lineage: Eukaryota; Metazoa; Chordata; Lepidosauria; Squamata; Viperidae.
CGGCAGAGAAGGAGGGAGAGGUCCGGCGGCGGACGGGCCGCGGCUGAGCAGGCAAAAAGAUAAAAGAAUGGAUCCAUCCUCAGGGGCCAGGUCAAUUGUUGUUCAUGUGGAGGGAAUGACAUGCAGUUCUUGCGUGCAGACAAUCGAGCAACAUGUUGGGAAACUAAAUGGAGUUCAUGUCAUUGAAGUUUCUCUGGAUGAUAAGAAUGCCACCAUUAUUUACAACCCCAAAGAGCAAAUCCCAGAGUCGCUCCAGGAAGCCAUUGAAGACGUGGGCUUUGAUGCUGUUCUUGACGAGGCUAACCCACAGUUCGUUCCGCAUGACACCACUUUUCUUACCGUUCCCACCCAGGCUGCUCUAACCUGUGAACAGAUUCGUAUGGACCUCCUAAAGAUCAAAGGCAUCCUGGAUGUGAAAAUCUCUUCUGACAAAACAACUCUAGUUGUAACAUUUAUCUCUUCUAUUCUAAAUAGCAAGCAGAUUAACCAAAUAGUACCAGGAUUAAUUUUGGAUAAUGUAAUACAAGAUAAAAGUCAAGGAACAUGUGAAGAUGUAAGUUUAAACCAAAUAAAUGACGUGGUGCUAAGAAUGAAAAUAGAGGGAAUGACCUGCCAUUCCUGUACUAGCACCAUUGAAGGAAAAAUUGGCAAAUUGCAAGGGGUCAAGCGAAUUAAAGUUUCCCUGGAUAAUCAGGAAGCCACAGUCGCCUACCAACCUCACAUCAUUACAUCCGAAGAAAUAAAGAAGCAAAUAGAAGCGGCAGGGUUCAUCGCCUCCAUAAAGAGAAUGGCUAAACCCCUCCCCUUCGGUUCUGUUGACAUAGAGCGGCUCAAGAAUAGCCAGAGCAAAGGCUCGGAAAGGACACCGCAGGACAGUUCAGAAGACAAGCUGAAUGUGAAGACUAUCACCUUCCUGGUGGAUGGCAUGCAUUGUAAUUCGUGUGUGUUCAACAUUCAGAGUAGCCUGUUGGCGCUUCCUUCGGUGACCAGCAUCACGGUGUCUUUGCAAGAGAAGUCGGCCAUUGUCCAGUAUAACCCCAGCCUCAUCAGUCUCGGUGCGCUCAGAAGAGCAAUUGAAGCCGUCUCCCCGGGGACCUUCAAGGUCUGUGUUUUGGACGCACACGAAAAUGCCGAGUGUCUGAACAACUCCAAAUCUCCAUUGAAGCCUUCUUUUCCAGGAGCUCUUCACAGCAUCGGGCCUCGUCCCCUGACACUGGUGACCAUCAUCCGUAUAGAAGGAAUGACUUGCAGUUCAUGCGUGCAGUCAAUUGAGGGACUCGUUUCACAAAAACCUGGUGUGAAGUCAGUCUGUGUGUCGUUGCGGGAUCAUAAUGGGACAAUUGAAUAUGACCCAACACUGACUUCUCCAGCCGAUUUAAAAAACUCCAUUGAAGACAUGGGCUUUGAUGCCUCCCUAGCUGGUAACCCAGAGCCCGUGGUGCUGAUCACUGGGCCUUCCCAGGAGAGGCUGGCUAAAAUUCAAGAAAGCAAACCGCCCAAAACAGUCGCCCAUCCCAGCCUGGGGCCAGUUCCCAACAGACCGGGUCUGAAGGCACCAUCAAAAUGCUACAUUCAGAUCACUGGCAUGACCUGCACUUCCUGCGUGGCAAACAUUGAGAGGAAUCUGAAGAGAGAAGAUGGAAUAUGCUCUGUGCUCGUUGCCCUGAUGGCUGGGAAGGCUGAAGUGAGAUACGACCCUUCCAUCAUCCAGCCCCCGACUGUAGCAGAGAGGAUUAGAGAACUGGGGUUUGGUGCUCUGGUGCUGGAGGAUUAUGAUGAAGGAGAUGGCAUCUUGGAGCUGGUUGUAAGAGGGAUGACUUGUGCCUCGUGUGUUCAUAAAAUAGAAUCCACCCUUAUGAAAACGAAAGGGGUUCUGUACAGCUCGGUGGCUCUUGCAACCAACAAAGCACACAUCAAGUAUGAUCCGGAGAUCGUUGGCCCACGAGAUAUCAUACAGAUUAUUCAGAAUCUGGGAUUUAAUGCUACAUUGGUAAAGAAAGACCGAUCUGCUAGCCACUUGGACCACAAGCAGGAAAUAAGACAGUGGAAACGGUCCUUCCUUGUAAGCCUCAUUUUCUGCAUCCCUGUAAUGGGGCUCAUGAUUUACAUGAUGGUGAUGGACAGCCACAUGUCGGCCAUGUACCAGGCUUCUAACCUGACUCAAGAAGAAAUAGAAGCUCAUCACCCAUCAAUGUUUCUGGAGCAGCAAAUUCUUCCCGGGUUGUCAGUUAUGAAUUUGCUCUCCUUUUUAUUGUGUGUUCCUGUUCAGUUCUUUGGAGGCUGGUACUUCUACAUUCAAGCUUACAAAGCACUGAAGCACAAAACAGCCAAUAUGGACGUGCUGAUUGUUCUAGCCACGACCAUCGCCUUCGUCUACUCCUUUGCCGUUCUUCUGGUUGCAAUGGCUGAGCGGGCAACAACCAAUCCAGUGACUUUCUUUGACACCCCCCCCAUGCUCUUUGUGUUCAUUGCGCUGGGGCGCUGGCUGGAGCAUGUGGCUAAGGGUAAAACAUCAGAGGCCCUUGCGAAGCUAAUUUCACUACAGGCAACAGAAGCAACUAUUGUUACUUUAGGUCCAGAUAAUAUCCUCAUGAGUGAAGAGCAAGUUGAUGUUGAACUAGUUCAGCGGGGUGACGUUGUGAAGGUGGUCCCAGGUGGCAAGUUUCCCGUGGAUGGCCGAGUGAUUGAAGGACACUCUAUGGUAGACGAAUCGCUCAUCACAGGUGAAGCAAUGCCUGUGACCAAAAAACCCGGCAGUUCAGUCAUAGCAGGUUCAAUUAAUCAAAAUGGAUCCCUGUUGAUCUCUGCAACCCAUGUUGGGUCUGACACUACUCUCUGCCAGAUUGUAAAGCUUGUGGAAGAAGCUCAGACAUCAAAGGCACCAAUUCAGCAGUUUGCUGACAAACUGAGUGGCUAUUUUGUUCCUUUUAUUGUUGGUGUUUCUGUCAUCACACUUCUUGCUUGGAUUGUGAUUGGUUUUGUCAAUUUUCAAGUUGUGGAAACCUAUUUUCCUGGCUAUAAUAAGAGCAUUUCCAAAGCAGAAGUCGUGAUCCGCUUUGCUUUUCAAGCCUCCAUUACCGUGCUGUGUAUUGCCUGCCCUUGUUCUUUGGGAUUAGCAACGCCGACUGCUGUGAUGGUGGGAACUGGAGUAGGAGCACAAAACGGCAUCUUGAUCAAAGGUGGAGAACCGCUGGAGAUGGCACACAAGGUUAAAGUUGUGAUGUUUGAUAAAACAGGAACCAUCACCCAUGGAACUCCAGUGGUGGUGCAGGUGAAGAUGCUAGUGGAGAGUAACCGGAUACCACGCAAGAAAGUCUUGGCACUGGUGGGAACAGCAGAGAGCCACAGUGAGCACCCUUUAGGAGCAGCAAUCACAAAAUACUGCAAACAGGAAUUGGAUGCAGAUACCCUUGGGACGUGCACUGAUUUCCAGGUGGUGCCUGGCUGUGGGGUUAGCUGUAAAGUUACCAAUAUUGAAGCCCUCCUGUGCAGCAAGAGUGAAACUGUAGAAGAGACCAAUGUCAGGAACGCUGCUCUAGUGAGCAUGGAGGAGAAGGCUGAGCCACUCAUGCAGCCAGCUUUGAUCAUCAAUGAGCGGAUACCAGACACAUGGAUGUCUCACAAAUAUUCUGUUCUCAUUGGAAACCGAGAGUGGAUGUCUAGGAACGGCCUCCUUCUCAGGAGUGAUAUUGACGAAGCGAUGACUGAGCACGAGCGCCGAGGCCGCACGGCCGUUCUUGUCGCUGUGGAUGGGGAGUUGUGUGGUUUGGUAGCCAUUGCUGACACUGUGAAGCCCGAAGCGGAUCUCGCUGUACGGACUCUGAAGGGGAUGGGUUUGGAGGUGGUCCUGAUGACAGGGGACAAUGGCAAAACUGCCAGGUCGAUUGCUUCUCAGGUUGGCAUCACAAAAGUAUUUGCUGAAGUGCUCCCCUCCCACAAAGUUGCCAAAGUGAGGCAGCUGCAGGAAGAAGGAAAACGGGUGGCUAUGGUGGGUGACGGCAUCAAUGAUUCCCCAGCCCUGGCCAUGGCUAAUGUUGGCAUUGCCAUUGGCACGGGCACCGACGUGGCUAUAGAAGCAGCUGACGUGGUUUUGAUCAGGAAUGAUUUGCUGGAUGUGGUGGCAAGCAUAGAUUUAUCACGGAAAACCGUUAAAAGGAUACGGAUCAACUUUGUCUUUGCUCUCAUAUACAAUCUUAUUGGUGUUCCUGUAGCUGCAGGUGUCUUCCUGCCGAUUGGUUUGGUUCUGCAGCCUUGGAUGGGAUCUGCAGCAAUGGCAGCCUCCUCGGUGUCCGUGGUGUUGUCUUCUCUGCUGCUAAGACUUUAUAAGAAGCCUACCUGUGAGAAGUACGAGCGCCAUGCCUGCACCCAGGUGAGGUGCAAGAGCACUUCAGAAAUCAGUGUCCAUAUUGGGAUUGACGAUGUUGGACCAGGGUCUCCGAAACUGAGCCUCAUGGACCGAAUUAUCCACUACAGUCAAGCCUCCAUCAGCUCCCUCUUCUCCGACAAGCGCUCCCUCAGCAACAUUGCCCUGAGCGAGCCUGACAAGCAUUCGCUUCUGGUUGGGGAUUCCCGGGAGGAAGACGACACAACCGUGUGAAGAGGUGGAGCAGGGCCACGGUGUCUGCUGUUCGGGCAUCUCUUGUGCUUGACCUGCUGAGCUGAAUGAGGGCGCUCUGGGUUUUCUGCCCAGGGAGAUCAGUGUGUUCCACACUGUUUUGCUCCUCUUAGCAGCCAGGAUGGGACAAAAGAUUCCAAAAUGUAACAGAAUCUGGAGCUACAAUACUGAGUUGCUUUUCAAGUUGAUUUUUUGGGAAGAAGCCAAAAUAACAAUAUCUUCUGGUUGCUACAGCUCAUAGUUUCUAGGUCUUGUUGUUAUUUUCCCAUUUGCCAAAGAAGUGUGCCUUACUUCUACCCGGAAGCAGAGGCAUUCUCAGGAAAGGUCACGUCUGGAUCUGGGAAAGAGCAGAGCAGUCCUCUUCUGAGCGCCUUGCCUCUUUGGCCAACUGCAGAUUGGACCCUCCUCCUCCUGGGGCUGCUGGAAGGCAGUCAAGCCCUGGUACCUUCUGGGCCUCAGCAGGACUCCAUCUUUUCUACCCCUUCCCACUCUGUCAGGUCUCUC